Messenger RNA from Bipolaris victoriae FI3, 498 nucleotides. RefSeq lists its product as hypothetical. The coding region runs from base 1 to 498 and encodes 165 amino acids. The transcript has 2 exons. Lineage: Eukaryota; Fungi; Ascomycota; Dothideomycetes; Pleosporales; Pleosporaceae. Gene Ontology annotation, molecular function: protein serine/threonine phosphatase inhibitor activity; protein phosphatase 1 binding. The record is from RefSeq and is a predicted model, not a curated record. Gene Ontology annotation, cellular component: nucleus.
AUGGCCGCCCACCAACGUACUACGUCACCCCGUACUGUGACACCAAGCGCUGGAAGCAGGACAAUACAGAUCCGUCCUCAGCCCGUCUUGCGCCUGUCUGCUCCAUCAGGCGUGCUCCGUCUGCGAGCAGAGCCUACCGAGCGACGACACAUUCAGUGGGCAGAGGACGUGGUGGACAACGAAGGCAUGGGCAAGAAGUCGUCCAAAGUCUGUUGCAUCUAUCACAAACCUCGCGCUGUGGAUGAGUCUUCUGACGACGACUCUUCGGAUUCCUCUUCAUCGGACUCGGACUCAGACUCCGAACCUGACAACAGUACCGCCAGGCCCGCCGGCAGGAUUGGUGCCGCGCGGGGAAGGCGGCUACACCAGCACGACCACGACGGAUGCGCAGAAAAUCACGGAUGUAAUGAGGGCUCGGACCAGCCACAAAAAACAAAGAGGCAGCGGAGGAAGCCUAGCCCGAAUGCUUACGAGAAGAUGCCGAAGCAGAAGAAGUAG